UGACGUCACGCCCCGGUAUAAAAGGGCGAACGCGGGCGGCGGCUUUCUCUUUCUGUCAGGCCUGGUUGAGGAAUGUCUCACCGCAAGUUCUCGGCUCCCAGGCAUGGCUCCCUGGGCUUCCUGCCCCGCAAAAGGAGCAGCAGGCACAGGGGCAAGGUGAAGAGCUUCCCCAAGGAUGACCCUAGCAAGCCUGUCCAUUUGACGGCCUUCCUGGGGUACAAAGCCGGCAUGACCCACAUCGUGCGAGAUGUCGACAGGCCUGGAUCCAAGGUGAACAAGAAGGAGGUGGUAGAGGCAGUUACAGUGAUUGAAACUCCUCCGAUGGUAAUCAUUGGCCUUGUCGGCUAUGUUGAAACUCCACGUGGUCUUCGUACUUUUAAAACUAUAUUUGCGGAGCACAUGAGUGAUGAAUGCAAGAGGCGUUUCUACAAGAACUGGUACAAAUCUAAAAAGAAGGCUUUCACAAAGUAUUGCAAGAAAUGGCAAGAUGAGGAUGGCAAGAAACAGCUGGAGAAGGAUUUGAACAGCAUGAAGAAGUACUGUCAAGUAAUUCGCAUCAUUGCUCACACACAGAUGCGCUUGCUUCCUUUGCGCCAGAAGAAAUCCCACAUGAUGGAGAUCCAGUUGAAUGGUGGAACAAUUGCUGAUAAAGUUGACUGGGCAAGAGAGAAGCUGGAACAGCAGGUUUCUAUCAAUUCCAUAUUUGGUCAAGAUGAGAUGAUCGACGUCAUUGGUGUAACCAAGGGCCAUGGCUUCAAGGGUGUGACAAGCCGAUGGCACACAAAGAAACUGCCGAGGAAAACUCACAAAGGUCUACGCAAGGUUGCCUGUAUUGGAGCCUGGCAUCCUGCCCGUGUGGCUUUCUCUGUUGCUCGUGCUGGUCAGAAGGGUUACCACCACCGCACUGAGAUCAACAAGAAGAUCUACCGGAUUGGAGCGGGCUUCCAGAAAAAGGAUGGCAAAUUAGUAAAGAACAAUGCUUCUACUGAAUAUGAUCUGACAGACAAGAGCAUCAACCCUCUGGGAGGCUUUCCCCACUAUGGUGAGGUGACCAAUGACUUCCUGAUGGUGAAAGGCUGUGUAGUUGGUACCAAGAAGCGUGUGCUCACUCUGCGCAAGUCACUGUUGGUUCAAACAAGCCGUCGUGCUUUGGAGAAGAUAGACCUGAAAUUCAUCGACACCUCUUCCAAGUUUGGUCACGGUCGCUUCCAGACUAUUGAAGAGAAGAAGGCAUUCAUGGGACCACUGAAGAAGGAUCGGAUUGCAAAGGAAGAAAGUGGAUAAAUUUUGAGCCAAUGAUUCUAAUUGAUCAAUAAAUACUGCUUUUAAAAAGCAAAUUACAUUAAA
Mobula hypostoma (lesser devil ray) is the source of this 1347-nucleotide messenger RNA. Its product is annotated as large ribosomal subunit protein uL3. Gene Ontology annotation, biological process: translation. Gene Ontology annotation, molecular function: RNA binding; structural constituent of ribosome. Gene Ontology annotation, cellular component: ribosome; cytosolic large ribosomal subunit. The coding region runs from base 73 to 1284 and encodes 403 amino acids. The record is from RefSeq and is a predicted model, not a curated record. Lineage: Eukaryota; Metazoa; Chordata; Chondrichthyes; Myliobatiformes; Myliobatidae. The transcript is spliced from 10 exons.